AUGGCGAACCAACAAGACUCCGUACCCUUCCAGCAUGGCGCCGCGGGACACGAAGGCCUAACCUCCAACGCCUCCGGCACCAUCCUAACGAAACCUUGCACCGAAGCCGAGAUCGCCUUCUACGAAUCGGCUGCCAGCGACCCAGCCCACUCCGACUUCUAUGCGCACAUGCCCACCUUCCUCGGUGCGCUCCGUCCCGCUGCUGAUCAAGCUGGCUUGUCGAAGUUGCUGCACGGGAGUGAUGGUGUGGGGACCGUGCCUGCCGGUCAGGAGGACAGUAAAGAGGAGAGUGCGGCUGGCAAAGAGCAGGGUCCUGCCUCUGCCGGAGAUCAAGCCAUCCCACUCGCGCCUGGCGAGGAGUGGACACCAUCCGGCGGCAAGAAAUUGAGCACAGGUCUAGCGAUCUGUCUCGAGAACACGGCUAGCGGAUGCACUAAGCCAUGCGUGCUGGACAUCAAGCUCGGUGCGCGGCUAUGGGAUGACGAUGCGCCACUUGCGAAACGCCAGAAAUUGGAUGAAGUGGCUAGUUCGUCUACAAGUGGCAGUCUGGGCUUUCGGGUCGCGGGCAUGAAGGUCUAUGUCGGUACGGAGGCGGAGGCGCAGAAGCUUCGGCCGGAAGAGGAUGGAUUUGUGAAGGAAAAGGACGGAUACAAAACCUACGACAAAUUCUAUGGAAGGCAGUUCAAGGGCGAGGACGAUGUCACGAAGGCUUUUGAGGCGUACCUGCCUAGUACAGGCAGCAAGUACCGCGAAGAGGUACGGAAGCGCUUUAUUCGCGAGCUAGAAAGCGUGGAAUAUGUGCUCGAGAACACGGAGAGCCGGAUGUACAGCGCGAGUCUGCUCUUUGUGUACGAAGGUGACGAGCAAGCGCUGGCGAAGGCGCUGGAGUAUGACAAGAAGCUGGACGAGGAGGGCGACGAUGAUGAAGGUGAGGCUGAUGGACCAAAGGACGAGAACGAUGAGGACAUCGAGCCGAAAGUGCAUGAUCUGAAGCUGAUUGAUUUCGCUCAUGCAAGAUGGGCCAAGGGUGAAGGGAGGGAUGAGAACGCUUUAAGAGGCGUGAAGAACUGCUUGAAGAUUAUGCGGGCUGUUGUGGGCUAA
Molecule: messenger RNA, 1101 nt
Organism: Cyphellophora attinorum
Lineage: Eukaryota; Fungi; Ascomycota; Eurotiomycetes; Chaetothyriales; Cyphellophoraceae
Product: Inositol polyphosphate multikinase
Exons: 2
Coding region: 1-1101 (366 amino acids)
Biological process (GO): phosphatidylinositol phosphate biosynthetic process; inositol phosphate biosynthetic process
Cellular component (GO): cytoplasm; nucleus
Molecular function (GO): inositol-1,4,5,6-tetrakisphosphate 3-kinase activity; inositol hexakisphosphate kinase activity
Source: RefSeq, a predicted model, not a curated record